AUGGACAUGAGAGACCCCAAAACCGAAAAGAUGACGGUUAUUGAGCCCAAGAGAGCUGAAUACACGCAAGAAUUUUCUGAGAUGAGUCGUGAUCCAGACGCAAGCAUCAUAAGUUUCACAACGAAGCCCCAAACCGUCUCAUUGCGUGUAAUAGCGCUUGGGCUUUUGUUCAUCCUUGUAGCAGUGUUAACAAGCUUGUCGAAACAAUUUUCAGGUGCAGACUCCCCGCAAUGUCGACCUGUAUAUAUGUAUCCGUCUUACGCUCGAAUUGAUGGUCUUGAUGAAAGAUAUACUACAUUGGCCAAAAAAUACCACUUGUACUUGUAUCGCGAACAGAGCAAAGAUCGCGACCCGCUAGAAAAUGGGGAGCUACAAUUAGACGGAAUCCCAGUCUUAUUCAUACCCGGAAACGCUGGAAGUUUCAGACAAGCUCGCUCGAUUGCUGCCGCCAGCGCAACUCUAUAUUUCGAUGAGGCCGAGUCGAUCGAAAAUCCUAAUACCAAGAACUUGGACGUUUUCACUGCCGAUUUCAAUGAGGAUUUUACAGCAUUCCACGGAAGAACUAUGUUGGACCAGGCAGAGUACUUGAAUGACGCUGUUGGGUACAUCCUCUCUCUGUAUCGCUCUACCCAAGACCAAACAGGUCCCAGUCCUCAGGCAGUACUUGUAAUAGGUCAUUCAAUGGGUGGUGUUGUGGCGAGGGUAAUGCCUACCCUCAAGAACUACAUCCCGGAAUCGAUUAAUACUUAUAUUACACUUUCUGCUCCUCAUGCAGUGUCGCCAGUUACCUUUGAUGGCGACAUGCUCAAGAUUUACAAGCGUAUCACUAAUUUUUGGGAGUCUGAAUUUAAAGACAGGUCAAGUUUCUUCGCUCGGAACGUCUCGCUUAUUUCAAUAACAGGCGGCGUCCUGGACAGCAUUUUGCCUUCUGAUUUCACAAUUAUUGAAGAGAUUGUGCCUUACAGCAAUGGUUUUACAACCUAUACAACGACUAUUCCGGACGUAUGGACUCCAAUAGAUCAUUUGGCAAUAGUAUGGUGUGACCAAUUGAGAAGAGUCCUCGCGCACAUUUUAUUGGAAUCGGUCGACGUACAAUCGCCUUCGAAAAGUAUACCCUUAGAGGAUAGAUUACGUUUGUAUCGGAAAAAUCUCCUUUCAGGGCUGGAAGACUACGCAGCUCAGGAUAUGAGUAUAAAUUCAAUGCCUAGCGCUAAGGGCAGCUUUUUUGAUUCGUUGGAGGACUUUAGUGAGGUAAAGAUCAAUGAGAAACUUGUUUUGACGGAUCCUUAUGUGCAUUCUCGUUCGAGAUUCAAUCUUUUUACAGUACCAGAAUCCACUGAAGAUCUCCAAUUCGCAAUUUUAACAACUGUUCCGUCGCUGAAUGUCCAAUUUUGCCAGAGAAACUUGGUGAAGCUAGACAAAAAGGGCUCAUCUCAAGGUUGGAAAGCGAAGUGCUUUUCAGCCACUAGUGACUUCGUCAAGGUGCCAAGAUCUGCGUCUGACAGCCAAUAUCCAUCAGAUUCCUCUAGUGGAGAACAGGAAGAACCCUUUCAUCUUUUACUAGUCAAUGAGACACUUCUGUCCUCGUACGAUUUCAUAGUAGUGGAGAGUUCGGAAGAAAUAUACGAAAACAACAACUUUGUCAUCGCUGAACUAACCAACAGGAAGACAAAACGCUUGAUUGAUGACAAUCCUUUCAAAAUUUUCUUCACCGGACUAUUAAGUAUGCGAAAAAUAGUCGACUCCUCACUACUUGUUUCAACAUUUGAUAUGACAGGAUUGUAUUCAUCGAUUGUCUCUUACCGUGUCAAAAGUUUAGUCUCGGAAGGUAGCCCUCUUUUUGAGCCUUUUUUCAAACAGUCAAUCGAUAAGCCUUUCGAGACCAAGUGGCACGUCAACCUGAAGCAAGGUCCUCAAGAUAUCAAUUUUCAUAGCGUGGCCCCUUUUGUUACUCUAAAUUCCUCGGAUUUCAAGUCACUUAAACUUACCUUCAUCAAUCCGCCUGGGAUUGAUUUGAGCAUUAUUCUUGAGGUUAACUGGCCUCUUACAAUCAAAAUGUUGUUCAUUCGGUUUCGUCUUUCUAUUGCUGCGUUUACCAUAGGAUUUGUUGCAUUAAUUGCUGCAUAUCAAUUUCGCAACUAUAGCACAACCGGUCAGUUUGUGGCUUUUGAUACUGCAAUGGAUCGAGUACUGAAUAGACAUUGGAUAGCGAUGUUCACAUUGAUUGGUUUAUUAAUUCCGCUGUCAAGCCUGAUUAAUUACUCAAGCAUAGCUUACUUCGCAAACUUGAAGCAGUGGGUGAUGCCUACAUCAAAUUCUUCGUCUGUUGGCACCUUUUUCUUGGGUGUCAGCGAGCUGUUUAUGUGGUGGCUUGGCCCUUUUUUUCUUCUAAUGACUAUCGCAUCAGUAUACGUUGUUUACCGGUUAAUUGCGCUUUUAGAAGCGGUAGCUGGUUGGACAGCUACGAAAUCGAGAUCAGUCCGUGAAAUGAGUCGGAACGAUCAAUUUGGUUCUAGAAUAAUUGAUGGCCAUUUCCAAAAUGCUCGACAACUCGCUGGAGCUCUCAUCAUUAUUAUUGCGGUAAUCUUUUACAUUCCCUAUCAAUUUGCAUUUAUUGUUCUCACUGUUUUGCAGGCACUAUUCUGCGUGAAGCUGGCCGUAAGUUGCACAAGAAAAGAAGUUCAAAACCUACAGAACUUUAACAAUACAAUCCUUAUGCUGAUGAUUUUUCUUGUUCCAAUCAAUGCACCUAUCGUCAUGGUGUUUAUGCGUAACUUCGCCAUAAGGUGGGAAACACCGUUCAGGUCCCAUCAUAAUUUCCUCGCUGUGCUUCCCAUUAUUUUGCUUAUAGAAAGCAACGCGAGGUAUAGAAUGCCAUUGAAAACAUCCAGUAGGGACCUUAUAAGUGUCGCUAUUUUGGUAUGGCUAUUGCAUAUGUCAUUGUACAGUUUCAUUUUUGGAACUAGAAACUUGUACUGGCUACAUCAUCUGUUCAAUUCUUUGUGUGCUAUGCUCUUCUUGAAGACAUUCGCUUAA
This is a messenger RNA of Lachancea nothofagi CBS 11611, 3036 nucleotides long. Lineage: Eukaryota; Fungi; Ascomycota; Saccharomycetes; Saccharomycetales; Saccharomycetaceae. The record is from the annotation of a GenBank genome assembly.